This is a messenger RNA of Argentina anserina (silverweed cinquefoil), 1705 nucleotides long. RefSeq names its product ATP-dependent 6-phosphofructokinase 2. The record is from RefSeq and is a predicted model, not a curated record. Lineage: Eukaryota; Viridiplantae; Streptophyta; Magnoliopsida; Rosales; Rosaceae. Gene Ontology annotation, biological process: glycolytic process; fructose 6-phosphate metabolic process. The transcript has 2 exons. Gene Ontology annotation, cellular component: cytoplasm. The coding region runs from base 72 to 1523 and encodes 483 amino acids. Gene Ontology annotation, molecular function: ATP binding; 6-phosphofructokinase activity.
GGGUGAGUGAUCGAGCCAAACUAAAGAAAAACAACGAAGGGGUAAAGUACUUUUGAUCGAUUGAGCAGACGAUGGCCAUGCCGCAUCCAGAACCUGACCAUAAGCAACUUGGUUCAAUAAAUCCAAUAGAGGUUCAUGAUGAUGAUGAUGAUGAUGAUGAUGUUGAGCAGAUCUUGUCAGUAUCUCCGGUAAAGCUCCUGAAGCUACCACACCUGACCGACUAUCUUUCACAAGUCCCAUCCCACAACAACCCUCUCGAGCUCAAUCCCUAUUACCGCCCUUCCGACGGCUUCUAUAUAACACCAUCCGAUGUCAUCCUUCGCCAGAUUGUCUACGACCUCUCCGGCGCUGGCGUCUCCGCACGUCCCUCCUCAGCUUACCACCGCGCCGGCCCACGACAGCGCAUCGUGUUUGAGCCGUCGAGCAUCAAGGCGGCUAUUGUGACAUGCGGAGGGCUGUGCCCGGGAAUGAACACGGUGGUGAGAGAGCUGGUUCUUGGCCUCUGGCACCUCUACGGAGUCCGUCAGAUUUUUGGUAUCAAGGCUGGCUAUCGUGGAUUUUAUUCUAUGGAACCCAUCCAGCUUAACCCAAAGCUCGUAGACAAUUGGCACAAAAAUGGCGGCACUGCCCUGGAGACCUCCAGAGGUGGUUUUCAUCUUCAAAAGAUUGUCGAUGCCAUCCAACAUCGCGGCUAUGCCCAGGUGUAUGUUAUAGGUGGAGAUGGCGCAAUGCGCGGGGCAGUUGAGAUAUUUCAUGAGAUUUGUAGGCGAAAACUGAAAGUUGGGGUUACUGGGAUUCCAAAAACAGUUGACAAUGAUGUUGGCAUAAUUGACAGAUCUUUCGGGUUCCAUACCGCAGUAGAAAUGGCCCAACAAGCAAUAAAUGCAGCUCAUGUGGAGGCUGAAAGUGCAGUAAAUGGAAUAGGCUUGGUCAAGUUGAUGGGUCGAAGUACUGGCCACAUUGCUCUACAUGCAACAUUGAGCAGCCGAGACGUGGACUGCUGCCUAAUCCCAGAAACUGAGUUUUACCUAGAAGGGAAAGGAGGGCUAUUUGAGUUCCUGGAGCAGCGACUGAGGGAGAAUGGACACGUAGUGUUAGUAGUGGCCGAAGGAGCAGGACAGGACAUAAUUCCAAGGAACGAGGCUCAGAAACAGGAGAGGGAUGAAUCUGGGAACCCAGUGUUCUUAGAUGUUGGCCGAUGGUUGAAGUCGGAGCUCAAUAAUUGGUGGAGCAGGGAUCACCCGAACGAGCUCUUCAUGGUUAAGUACAUAGACCCUACAUACAUGAUCCGCGCUGUUCCUGCAAAUGCUACAGAUAACUUGUACUGUACGCUUCUUGCCCAUUCAGCUGUUCAUGGAGUGAUGGCUGGUCACACUGGAUUCGUCCCUGGCCCCAUCAAUGGCAACUAUGCUUACAUUCCUCUUGAAGAGGUGGCAAAGGCUAAGAAUGAGGUCAACACAAAAGACCACAAAUGGGCGUGGGUGAGAUCUGUCAGCAAUCAGCCCGAUUUCUGCAGGACUUGACUGAUCCCAGUAAUUGGAUCAUGGCCAGAGGAUUUCAAUUCCGUAUUUUCUCAUCUCUAGCUUUGAGUCUUCGACUCAUGGAUCGAUAUCGUAAUUUGUAUUUAAAUUUUUAUAGAAUUUUAAAAUACAAUAUUAUUUUGAGUAAUCUUAAAUUUUGAAGUUGAAUCUGUUUUAUUUCUAAA